Varroa destructor (honeybee mite) is the source of this 4230-nucleotide messenger RNA. RefSeq names its product putative E3 ubiquitin-protein ligase HERC3. Gene Ontology annotation, biological process: ubiquitin-dependent protein catabolic process; protein ubiquitination. The record is from RefSeq and is a predicted model, not a curated record. Lineage: Eukaryota; Metazoa; Arthropoda; Arachnida; Mesostigmata; Varroidae. Gene Ontology annotation, cellular component: cytoplasm. Gene Ontology annotation, molecular function: ubiquitin protein ligase activity.
UAACAAACUGGAGAAUUCGAAUUCGAUCACGAAAAUUCUGAUGGCAGCAGGCUAGUCAAGAUCGAUAUUUUUCAGCAUCGGAGUUUGUUGUUGCUGAGUAAAGACGUUGUAAAAAUUGGAACGCCACUAAUAAGUGGACCAAAAUUGUGAGUUCAUUAUCGCCGAAGGUGUCCGGAGUGACCAGUGGUAUCUCUAUCUUUGCGCGGUUCUUGUCAACGAUAAUAACGAAGCGCAAAAGCAUGGCGGGAAAACGAACGCAGUCCCCACAGCCACCACUUAGGCAGUGGCUCAUGGCUUGCGGAGGCACUGUAGAGGGUGAACUGGGUCUUGGAGGUACCGAAGAUCACAUCGUAAGAGUUCUACGGAGCAUUCCUUCGAUGGAACGAAUCCGUAUCGAGCAGGUUGCAUCGGGACGAAAUCACACUCUUAUUCUGAGCGAAAGUGGGCAAGUGUAUUCUUGUGGCAGCAACAGUCAUGGCCAAUUAGGCCGCCCAGAAGUCGGCGUCCGAAAGCCUGAAAUCAUAACGACUCUCUAUCAACACAAAAUUGUACAAGUGGCAUGCGGAGAACAACAUUCGAUGGCGCUUUCUGAAGCUGGCCAGGUGUUUGUAUGGGGAGCGAAUAAUAAUGGUCAGUUAGGAGAUCCAGAGGCGAAAGACGCGGAAAAUCGGGGGCAUCCCAGAAUUGUGAAGAAGCUAGGAUCGUCAGCAGUUCAGAUUGCUUCGGGUAGCAAUCACUGUCUGGCUUUAGCUAACAACGGAACAGUCUUCGCCUGGGGUUCAAAUCAAUGCGGGCAAUUGGGCCUUGGUACAGCUGGAAACUACGUGAGCACACCUCAGGAUGUCCUAAGCCUUCAGGGAGUUCCUCUCAGUCAAAUUGUUUGUGGAGGACAGCAUUCCAUGGUUUUAAGCAAAUCUGGGACUCUUCUUGUGUGGGGUUCGAAUCGACAUGGACAACUAGGAUUGGGUGAUACUGUAGACCGAGCGUCACCAGCAGUGGUCAAACCACUUCGUCAACACGGUCUUAAAUACAUUUCUGCGGGCGAGGAGCACAGCGCAGUGCUAACAGCUGACGGAGGCGUAUUUACCUUCGGUAGCGGGACGUAUGGCCAGCUUGGCCAUGGCUGCAAAGCCGAUCAGCCAACUCCACGCAAGAUUAUGGACCUUAUGGGGACAAUUGUCACACAGAUCGCUACUGGAAGGUGUCAUACGAUUUGCUACGCACCUGGUCCAGGUCGAAUUUAUACAUUUGGCUUGGGGGGAAGUGGACAGCUAGGUAUUCCUGCGUUGCCCUCCAGUGUUGCUACUCCAACACAACUACCUGGAAAAUGGAUACAGGCUCUCGAGGUGAAACUGAUUAGGCCAACUGAUCCUACUCGACGCAACUCUAACGAAGUAGGCGCCGACUGGUCGCAGUGCCUUAACGACGAGUUUCAAGAGGCGAAUAAAUCCAUGGUUGCGAGUCCUAUCGACGCGGCGGGUAGCAGCGAAAGAUCGUGGAACGAACGAAUAAACGUGGAGGUACCUAAGGCAAAAGCUGCACGAAAGCGUGGUAGUCAGAGUGAUGAGCGACCAGAUGCAGGUAACACGGGCCAGGUGAGGCCGGGGUCAGGGCAACGAGAGCCAGGGGCAAAGGUCAAGAAAGCGAAAACAAAAGCAAGUGAGGUCGAUCAAAUAGGUGAGCGUCUUGCACUGUUGCCUGAAAAAGAUCCGGCAGAAAUUCUUAAGACUGAAAUGCUUGUUUUUGCCAUAUUUGCUGGCGGGGAUCGCACAUUCAUCAUUUCACAUGAACCAAGGAAAUAUGGUGUGCAUGCUUCGGCCGACUACCGCGUUCGCCCUAAGCGCAGUCAGAUUCGAACCAUAAAUGUGGACAUAUUGGAAACAAUGCCACACCUCAAACGAGACGAAUCUGUUCCUCAGGCCACUAUGGACAAUCUGGAAGGGGUGCUCAGUUCGCUGGCCUGCAUGAACGGCUCAUUUUUGACAGACCAAGAUCGCCAUUACGAUUGUAGCGGAUAUAACCAUGGGGUGGAUACUGAGCUAGCCCUUCGUGCCAUGAAAUGCCUAGAAGAUACGAAAAAUUCUAGUUUAAAGGAGAUGAUUCGAUCUGAGUUUGAACGACUGGUGGCGUCUGUUUAUGCGAUGUCACAGCGUCCAGUGGAUAUCGAGGCCAUGCGAAUAUAUGUCCUCAUACCAAUGAGCUUUCUCUUUCAAAAAGUUCCCGAUUUUCUCGAAACUAUUACGAACCCCUUUCAGCGAGCUUUGUUAAGGUUGAAGUCGACGGCAUCGAAAAUCGUUUCCGCAUGGUAUUCCCAAUAUAAUGAACACGUUUUUGGCGAUUUCGUCAGAUGUCUCAAAAAUGUUAUUGACCACGUCCUUAUGUAUAACAGAAGCGACACUAUUUCGAUGGAGCUAGCUUUGAAGACUCUUAAACAGCUCAACUCCAUCAACCGCUCGAAAUUAAUCGUGCCCUUCGAGGAAUUCUACAUCGAGAUUUUAAGUCAGCACAUUUCAAUCGAAAAGGACUAUAUGGAGUGGCAGAUGUCCAGCCCGGAGCUGAGAGCACGGCAGCUCUUCUUCUGCGACUACCCUUUCGUGUUUGAUGCUCAAGCCAAAACAACGAUACUCACGGUGGAUGCAGCAAUUCAGAAGCACACAGCUAUUCAGCAGUCGAUGAAUCAGAGUCUAAACCCAUUUGCCGUAGUUUUCCGUCAGCAGCAAGUCAACCCUUUCCUUAUUCUUAAGGUUGACAGGGAUCGUCUGAUCGAGGACUCACUUCGACAGCUUUCAAUGAAAGACUGUGCCGAUCUCCGAAAACCCCUGAAGGUGAUCUUUGAUCGUGAGGAUGCUGUGGAUGAAGGCGGUGUACGCAAGGAAUUUUUCAUGUUGCUUAUCGAAAAAAUUCUGAGUCCAGAUUUUGGAAUAUUCAAGGUCUACAGUGAAUCCAACUAUAUGUGGUUCAACCCGUCGUUUUUCAACGAAGACAAACAGACGAUUUUCUUGAUCGGGAUCUUGUGCGGACUAGCCAUCUAUAACCAGACGAUCAUACCACUUCCGUUCCCGUUGGCGCUGUACAAGAAACUUCUCAAGGAGCCGGUCACAUUUCGGGAUCUUGAAAUACUCAGUCCGCAAGUGGCUAAAAAUCUCAAAGAUUUAUUGAAUCAUAAGGAGGACGAUAUAGAGGAAGUGUAUUGCCUGAAUUUCACCAUAGCCCGAGAUAAUUACGGAUUGGCGGAAGAAGUAGAGCUUAAAGAUGGAGGAAGUAACAUCUCUGUGAAUUUAAAAAACAGGCAAGAGUAUGUGGAUUUAUACGUGGAUUGGAUAUUCAACAAGUCUUGCUUCGAGAUGUUUGCUUUGUUCGCAAAUGGUUUUUAUCGAGUCCUUAAAUCCGAGAUUCUCUCCCUGUUCAAUGCAAACGAACUAAUGACGCUAGUCGCUGGCAAGGAGAAUUAUGACUGGAAAGAUCUCCAGCUGCACACUGGUUACAAGGACGAAUACAAUCCGGAUCACCCAGUUAUUCGGAUGUUUUGGAAAGUCUUCCAUGAUCUUAAACAAAGUGAGAAGAAAGAUUUCUUGCGAUUCGUAACUGGGUCAGAUCGGAUUCCGCUGUUAGGCAUGGGAGAGAUAAAGAUGGUGGUCAUUCCAUACCGCGCAUCAACUGUGCAUCUUCCAGUGGCUCAUACGUGCACCAACACGCUCGAAUUGCCGAAAUACGAGUCGGAAACCGUUCUUAAGGAGAAGCUUAUUACUGCAAUAAGCCAUCAUGUCGGAUUCGGCAUCCGGUAAAAAUAUGCAGUAUUUACUUUGAAAGAAGACCACCACGUACGACUGGCAGUAAAAAAACAGAACGUUGUUCUUACCAAGGGACGUAGGCUUUGUAAUGUAAAUACAAAAAAAAAGUAAGCGUCAGUUACAAAGCAGCAAUCAAGUGGCAAUGUCUGUACGGUCGAAUGAAAAAAAAAUUGACUUAAUGAGGGCUGUUUUUAUAGCGAUAUUCACAAAAUUGAUAAAAUGAAGUCGGGACGGGAUGAUGGAGAAAAACGUUUGGUCGCAUGGUAGAUGAGAACCUGUAGCGAGGCAAUAAAGUCCAUGUGGCGUAAAUUUGUAUUAAUAAAGAUUUCCCUAUUAUAUGCAACUGUCCUGACUAGUCGUGGCGAUUGGUGUUCAUCUUACUAUCACCCUAUUGAAGUGUUGAGAUAAAAGUUGUUGGUGGUGACUUGCCUGAAUAUUA